AUGGAUAUGCUGGAAUGGUUUGAACAAAAUUAUCAAGAGAAACUGCAGCAGAGAGAGGCCAUACCUGAAACCACUCGAUAUACGAGCAAUGAAAAAUACGAUGCAUUUAGACAGGCAGUGUGGGAUGUCAGAAAUCCUAAUGUGCCAUUCGGACAAGCUGUAAAUAGUGAAGACGAUGUGGUCAUGACUACACAGACCGUCAGUUACAAAUGUCCGAUUACGCUGCGUAUCAUGACCAACCCUGUCACUUCAAGAGUAUGCAAGCAUUCAUUUUCUGAUGCCAUCUUUCAAACAUUCACAAAUGGAUCUCCAGAUAUCGAAUGUCCGAUUCCUGGCUGCGACAAACGUAUUCGCGCUGCUGAUCUAAAGCCAGAUGCUGCUUUAAAACGCAAAGUUGUUGCAUGGCUUAGGGCUAAGCGACACGAAGCCAGCGAAGAAGACGACUGCGAUCAGAUUGCUGUUUAG
Messenger RNA from Batrachochytrium dendrobatidis JAM81, 465 nucleotides. RefSeq lists its product as uncharacterized. NCBI's taxonomy places the organism in Eukaryota, Fungi, Chytridiomycota, Chytridiomycetes, Rhizophydiales. The transcript has 2 exons. Gene Ontology annotation, molecular function: SUMO ligase activity; zinc ion binding. Gene Ontology annotation, cellular component: Smc5-Smc6 complex; nucleus. The coding region runs from base 1 to 465 and encodes 154 amino acids. The record is from RefSeq and is a predicted model, not a curated record. Gene Ontology annotation, biological process: protein sumoylation; double-strand break repair via homologous recombination.